ACGUCAUACUCUGCUCUCAUUUUUCUCCCAUUUUCUCUGCACCCAAACAAUGUCUUUUGAAGUCUGUGUUAAGGCUGCUGCCGGUGAUCCUGAAAUUCUUGGAGACUGUCCAUUCAGCCAAAGGGUUCUGCUGACUCUGGAGGAGAAGAAGGUGCCCUACAAGAUGCAUCUGAUCAAUGUUAACGAGAAGCCCCAAUGGUUUUUGGAGAUGAACCCAGAAGGGAAGGUGCCGGUGAUCAAAGUGGACGAUAAAUGGGUCCCUGACUCUGAUGUCAUUACUGGGGUUCUUGAGGAAAAACAUCCAUCUCCUCCUCUCGCUCCUCCUCCUGAACAUUCGUCUGUGGGAUCUAAAAUAUUUCCUGCUUUUGUCAAGUUCUUGAAGAGCAAGGAUCCUAAUGACGGUUCAGAGCAGGCUUUGCUGGAUGAAUUGAAGGCCUUGGAUGACCAUCUUAAGGAUCAUGGUCCUUACAUCAAUGGGGAAAAUAUCUGUGCUGUGGAUUUAAGUUUGGCCCCAAAGCUGUACCAUCUUCAGGUGGCUCUUGGCCAUUACAAGAACUGGACUAUCCCUGAAAGCUUGUCUCAUGUCCACAAUUACAUGAAGUUACUUUUCUCUCGGGAGUCCUUUGAGAAAACCAAACCAGCACCGGACCAUGUAGUUGCAGGAUGGGCACCCAAGGUCAAUGCAUGAAAUUGUUCUAAACUAUAAGCUUUUGGUACCAAAGCUAUGAAGGGUAUGUGAGAUCUGCUCUGCUUCUCAGACUUUUGGAGCCACCACCUUCACAGCUUGCUUGUCUAUAAUAAAUGUAUUUACCAGUCAGUCUUAGCUAUGACGGUAUCUACUCUUUUGCCCUUACCAUUACAUCCAUCUCCAUAU
Molecule: messenger RNA, 874 nt
Organism: Vitis vinifera (wine grape)
Lineage: Eukaryota; Viridiplantae; Streptophyta; Magnoliopsida; Vitales; Vitaceae
Gene: DHAR
Product: dehydroascorbate reductase
Biological process (GO): protein glutathionylation; ascorbate glutathione cycle; cellular oxidant detoxification
Molecular function (GO): glutathione dehydrogenase (ascorbate) activity
Source: RefSeq, marked provisional